AUGGCACGAAAGAAGCAGGACGAUGUCUCUGAUGAGGCUGUAUCUGAGAAUGAGGAUGUCUUUUCUCAAUCAGAAGACGAUGACGAAGUAAUGACCCCAAAGGAAAGACUGCCCGCGGUGGAUGAGAAGGACUCAGAUGAAGAGGAGCUUGAGAGACUCGUGCUCGGCAACCGAGCUGGCUUCCGCGCCAAUCUUUUCAAAGAUGACGCAUCUUUCGAGGAUGGGGAUCUGAUGCAGGAUCUUCAGCUAGAAGAGGCAGCGGUGGCCAAGGAGGCGGGGCUAGAGGACGUUGACGAUUCUGCACUGUUCUUCAUUGACACAGCGGCGCAGCCCACGGGCGAGAGCCAGCUUGUCAAGGCAAAGACUGCUGCCGUGACGGAGCGCACCACAGACGGCGAUGCACCAGCAUGGUACGAUAGCGACGACGAGCGGCUGUCGAUCUCGCUCGCUGGACACUCUCGGCUGAGGAAGCUUCGGGAGACCGAGGCCGACGAUGUGGUGAGCGGUGAGGAGUAUUCUAGGAGACUACGCCAGCAGUACCUUCGUCUAAACCCGCUCCCCGCAUGGGCAAGGGAUUCAAGUCGCGCGCAAACAAAGCGCAGGAGAUCCUCAGCAUCUUCGGCCUCGUCUGUCGACUCUGACGAGGCAAGCGAUGACGACUCCGACCCGUCCGCGCUGCCUCUUGAGAGCUUCCUUCGCGAUGUCCGCCAAAUGGCCGGAGCUGGACCGCGGAAGAAGAGGAAGCUGCGCCCAGAAGUCAUCGACAUCCAGAGGACUCGAGACAUCCCUGACUCGCACAAGGGACCCGUGGGAUCUCUGUCCUUCCACCCGCAGUACCCCGUGCUCCUCUCGUCUAGCACAUCGUCUAUACUCCAUCUCCACCACAUUGCACUAACAGCACAUCCGACUCCGAACCCCCAAUUGACCUCUGUUCAGAUCAAGCAUACGCCUAUUCAGAGAUCGGCAUUCCUCGACCCAGAAGGCCAAGAGAUUAUUCUUGCUGGUCGGCGACGCUACUUUCACAGUUGGAAUAUUUCGACAGGGCUUGUCAAGAAGAUUACUAGAAUCCAGGGCCAUCGACUAGAGCAGAAGACCAUGGAACGUUUCAGACUCAGUCCCUGUGGGCGAUGGAUGGCGCUUAUAGCAUCAAGUCGUAAAGGCGGUGGCAUGCUCAACAUCCUGAAUGUCAAGAGCAUGCAGUGGGUGGCACAGGCAAGGAUCGACAGCCGUGGUGGCAUUGCGGACUUCUCGUGGUGGAGCGAUGGCGAGGGCGUUACAAUCCUGGGCAGGGACGGAGCCGUUUCUGAGUGGAGCAUGGCCUCAAAGAGAACAGUUGGGACAUGGAGAGACGAGGGGUCUAUCGGAGGGACGGUCAUGGCACUGGGUGGACACCACGGGCCGGACGCAAUCGGUGGAGACAGAUGGGUGGCUCUUGGCUCUAACAGUGGUGUCUUGAAUAUCUACGACCGAAACGAUCUUAUUGCCUCGGCCUCAAAAGGAGGAGAGAUCAAUCCCCUACCGGAGCCAAAAAGGCGCUUCGAGCAGCUCACGACCCCUAUCACCGCCGUCACGUUCUCUCCGGAUGGACAACUGCUUGCUUUCGCCAGCCAGCACAAGAAAGACGCAUUCCGGCUUGCUCAUCUACCUACAUGCACGAUCUACAGAAAUUGGCCAACUGAGCAGACCCCGCUUGGCAGAAUCACGGCGGUGGCGUUCGGGAGGCAGAGUGAUCUCCUGGCAGUCGGGAACGACACAGGCAAGAUCAGAUUAUGGGAGAUCAGGAACUAG
Molecule: messenger RNA, 1788 nt
Organism: Phaeoacremonium minimum UCRPA7
Lineage: Eukaryota; Fungi; Ascomycota; Sordariomycetes; Togniniales; Togniniaceae
Product: putative u3 small nucleolar rna-associated protein
Exons: 1
Coding region: 1-1788 (595 amino acids)
Biological process (GO): rRNA processing
Cellular component (GO): Pwp2p-containing subcomplex of 90S preribosome; small-subunit processome
Molecular function (GO): protein binding
Source: RefSeq, a predicted model, not a curated record